Fusarium musae is the source of this 855-nucleotide messenger RNA. RefSeq lists its product as uncharacterized. Lineage: Eukaryota; Fungi; Ascomycota; Sordariomycetes; Hypocreales; Nectriaceae. Gene Ontology annotation, molecular function: methyltransferase activity. The transcript has a single exon. The record is from RefSeq and is a predicted model, not a curated record. Bases 1 to 855 code for a protein of 284 amino acids.
AUGUCAUCUCCUCCCAAGGUCGCACCCACCGAGCACUUUAACAAGGUUGCAGAAAAGUACGAGGCCAUUACUGGUGGAGCUACCCGCGAACUCGCACAUCAUGCCAUCUCCUCCAUCGCGGCCCUGAAGCCGCUGACGUCCGAGUCCAAGAUUCUCGACAACGCUUGCGGCACUGGCAUCGUCACUGAUAUCAUCCUCAAGUCCGGGAUACAGCCUGAGAUUCACGCCGUCGAUGUCGCGGAGAACAUGGUCAGCAUCGCUAGGGAUCGGUUCUCCUCGCAUCCGAACGUCCACACAGCCGUUAUGAGCGGCGAGAAACUCGCUUUUCCUGACGAUGCCUUCACCCACUCUAUUACGAAUCUCGGUCUCAUGUACUUUACCAACGCGGGCAAAGGUGCCAGAGAGAUUGCCCGUACACUUAAGCCUGAUGGAGUGGCCAUCGUCACCGGGUGGACUGUGAUGAGACAAUUCGAGAUUAUUCAGGAGGUCCAGGCGCAGAUCCGCCCGGACGAUACGCCAUUCAAACCGCCUGUUCCAGAUAUCUGGCUCAACCCUGAGCAUACCAAAGCCGUGCUAUCAAGUGCCGGACUCGACGUGACCAGCACUCCCAUUGACGUGCAUCUGGGCGGCGAGACGGCCGACGAAGUCGCUGAUCUUUUAUUUCAUGGCUUCGGUUCGAAUGUAUUUCCUUCAUGGAGCGUGGAGGAACAGGAGAAGGGCGCUGAGAUAAUGGAGAGGAUUGUACGGGAGCGGGUCGUUCCGUUCACUAGACCCUCAGGGCCUGGUGUCGGUAUCAAGGCAUCAGGAACUAUCUUUGUUGCGCGUAAGAGAUCUGGCCAUGUGCCAGCUUCAUGA